UAAUGAAUGAUAGUSUUGUUUUAAAGGAAUCUAAUCAUUUCUGUGUUAAUUAAAUAAGCAAAAAAUACAAUGAAAGAUAAAAGAACUUGUAAAACGUUUUAGUGCAUGGUAAGAGCAAUGAUGCAAAACUUAUUAUUCACAGACAAAGUAUACUGAAUAAUUAUCAUGUUAAUUUAAUCAAAGAAGCCAUCCUGAAACAACAUGAUACUACGUUUACCCAGCUCCUCAAUUUAAGCUUGCAUCUUGACAUGACACUAUUUCAUAACCAUGUAAUAUAUAAUUGCCAAUCUCUUGAGAAACGUAUUUCCCAAACAUGACACAAGAAUGAGAGUAUAUAUAGAAUACGAUGCUCAAAGAUAUAGCCUGCCUAGUGUGCAUUUGAAGGAUGGUUUUCAUCCAGCUUGUGUUGGUAGUCAAGAGGUUGGUUAUCUACCUCCCAUGGAACCAGCCAUUUGGUGUAAGACAAUGAUCUUAGAUUCAAUCUUGAUAAGUUAUGAUGAUAAAUGUAUCAAAUGGUCAACCUUUAGAGAUGACAGUGAUYAUGACCAUGUUUACUGGUCUAGUGAAGAGUGUUCAGGUCAUGACGAGGAAGAAGAGUUAUACGAUAUGGCCAAGUAUAUCAUUGAAAAGUCUUUUGAGGAUUGCAAGAUGCUCCUCUUCAGAAUGCUGCAUUGUUAUGUGUUGCCAAAGAUUUCAUUUGAUAUCAAUGACCUUGAGAAAGUAGAACUUUCCUGGAAGGAGCAAGUCAGUAAUGUCCAGGCACUCGUCAACAAACUAGAAUCCAAAUGCUUUGAUGUGAUGGACUGCCAAGAAAAAUUAGAUUCUAUGCAAGAGCAUUUUCUGCCGGACAUUGAUAAGAUGAUUAGCACUGGUCAGUGUUCAAAACAGUUCUUAGAAGUAAUUCUUUGUGACCUAGUGGACUUUGAAUGUCGAGUUCGAGAAAAGUUAGCAGAAGCCCAGUCCCACUAUGCUGGUCUGGUACCAACUGAUCCAACCACACUCAAAAGAUCUUCAAUGGAACUACUUGUUGCACGGCAGGAGAGAGACUUCCUGGACAAAAAGCUUGUUCUUAUCUUAACUGCCAGAGAAGAGAUUUUAGACAGAAAAGAAMAUUUGCCACAGGUGACUGCAGCACAAGUAAAUGACAUUCUACAAGAUUACAUGGACAAGAGAUGUACAUUACAAACAUUGAAAGAGGAGAAAAACAAGUUAACUCAACAGCAGUACUGUGCUUUGAUGGUGAGAGAGACACUGGAUUCAAUUCUGACAGGACUCAAAGACAAUGGUACCGCCAUAGCAGACAAUGCAGAUGCAAGAGGUGUUCGACCUACUGAUGUUCUCCAGAAUGUUUUGCAGCCAGAAUGGCAAACACUUGGUCAGAGGGUUGCUACAACAGUCUCCAACCCCAAACACCCUAUUGGUUCUUUAUUUGAGAGGUUCUGUUCAGAGGUACRUGAAAUCUGCCAAGAUCCUUACAAGUURAAUGGGAAAACUGAAAUCGUGAAAUUCAGCAAAUCAACRUUUUAUGUUAGUUUGCAACCAACAGAAAUCAUGUCAGACAGUGAUUAUGUAUCUGUAGAGCUGAAAACCAUUGUUGAUCCUUACAAAGAUAAGUUGUUUCAAAUCAAAGAGAAAGUAGCUCUUCACAUGGAGAAGGUGACAAGACUUCUAUCAGAGCACUUUGACAACAAAGAAAGCAGUUUUCAGAAUAAACUAAGACUUGCUUAUGAACAUUGCUUCUAUGAGAAGACAAACAAGAUACUUAGUUGGCUUUAUGACCAAGUUUACUCUCAUCAAAUUGAUGAUAUAAAGAAAGACGUACAGAGGAUCACAGAAAGCUUUGCUGCAAACCURCUGUCUUUGCCAGUURACAUGAUAUUGUGGGAUGUAUUUGAGCAAAGUGAUGUGCUAGUAAAUGGCCAUUCAUCUUACUCUGUUAAUGGACUUUCUUGUUCCCAACAUAACUCAGAUGACAGAUUAGAAACAAAUGGCUGUCUAUCUUCUGACGACGAUGACUUAUCAUGCUACUCUUUACAAAUGGACUUCAGCUACAAUCAAUCCUUAGGUGACAUGAGUAAUGAAGAAAGGAGUAAACCAGUACAGAGAUAUGUCAAUAAAGCCAGGCAUUAUGUUAUUAAUGURAUAAAAGACUGCUGCAGGGCARCCAUGCUGAAGCACAAUAAAAUAGGUUCUCUUGGAAGUCUCAUUGAUGAAUGGGAUAUAAAGGUCAAGCCAAUAACAGAAUCAUUAGAAAAAUCACUUUCUAUUGAUGAUGGAGAUGAGAAGCAACAUGAACAGCAUUUCUACAUGAGACAAGGCAAUGAUACAACGUUUGAAGAGUACUUCCAACCAGCUCUAAAGCACAUCAAAGCUGUAUUCAAAGCUGUCAGUCCAUUGCAAAAACUAAAACAUUUACAUCUAUCAUUGCAARUUAUUUUGUCCAAAGCCACUGAAUUUCAGAUGCAAAAYCAUGACAGGAACAACAUGACAUCUGAAAAGUGUUUGCCAUUGUUAGGAUUGCUGUUACUACAGCUGCAGCCAUGCGAGGUAGCAUCCCUAUGGCUCCAACUAGUUAUGUUAGAGGAUYUCAUGGCUCCUUUCUUGUUUGAAGGRCARUACAGUCAAACAAUAAYACAUUAUCAGAAGAUACUUAGAGUCAUUGAGGAUUUGUGGYUGGAACUGUCMAAUGGGAGAAUUCAGUGUACUGUUAAUGGCAUUGGUUUGUCAAAUGUUACUUAGGUUGCUGUAAUGAYGGCUAUGACUUUACUUAGAUUGACACAUAAUUGUUCAAACUGACCCACACUCUAGUCAUUAAAGAUGUGGUGGAUAUUCUUAUUAAUUGAUGAAUUAUUAGUAAUUACAAUCAUGAGAAUUAGUUAUAUUCAUUUUCCUUUUUACAAUUGUAUAUUUUUAUUCUGCAAUACAGUACUGUGAUUUUUUACAUUUUUGGUGAUCGAGUUACAUGAACUUUUUUUUCUCACUUCUCUCCCUUUUUGUAGAAAAAAUCUGGGAGAGAACAUUUCAAUAUACUAGCUUMUAUUCUCUGAUAAUUAGUUGUGACAUAUUGGCAUUCAAUUCAUAGGAU
Exaiptasia diaphana is the source of this 3085-nucleotide messenger RNA. RefSeq lists its product as uncharacterized. The record is from RefSeq and is a predicted model, not a curated record. Bases 325 to 2739 code for a protein of 804 amino acids. The transcript is spliced from 7 exons. NCBI's taxonomy places the organism in Eukaryota, Metazoa, Cnidaria, Anthozoa, Actiniaria, Aiptasiidae.